Hydatigera taeniaeformis is the source of this 1659-nucleotide messenger RNA. The record is from the annotation of a GenBank genome assembly. NCBI's taxonomy places the organism in Eukaryota, Metazoa, Platyhelminthes, Cestoda, Cyclophyllidea, Taeniidae.
AUGGAAUCAGGUGAUUUUUCAAGACGUUUGCUUGACGAAAUUCGUCAAAAUGCUUUGGAGCUUCAUAGACUCCUUUCAUUGUCUGUCACCGAUGGUUCCUAUUGUUGCGAUUUCGAUUCCUUUACCGACCUUAAUCCAUUUUCUGCAUCAUCAAGUACGGCUACAAUCGCAUCAUCGGCAGGGAAAAUCGAGUUUCCGGUUGUGGGAGUUAAUGUACCAGUACAUAACCAAGAAAUUGAUAUUUGGAAAGCCGAAAGUCUUAUGCAGUAUUCGCUUCUUCGGUCGGCAUUUGGCGCAGCUGAAGUUGCUGCUUGUAAUGCUGUUGAAAUUGCUUCUGAAUGCUGUAAAUUAGUUACCGUCAUAAAAAGACUGCUCUAUUUAUUGAGUUCGGAGGAUUUGGCAAGGUUGUGCGAUGAUUACACCCGAGUUUACGAAGAAAAUGCUAUUCUUUCUAGGGAAGUUUGCUCAAGGAACUGUAUUAUAGUGAAUGAACAGUUGGCUCAGUCCUUCAGAACUCCAGGAAAACCGAUGUAUUCUGAUCUCAAUCGAACAGGUGUUUUUGAGAUUGUUGAGAAAAUAUGUGAGCAGGCUGAGGAUGAAAGAGAAAUCCUUGAGACUGAGCUUCGCAAUGCACGAUAUGAUCUGGAUCGAGCGCAAGAAUCUCACGAAGUAUCUCGGAAGACCAUCUCCUACAUUAAGACACAAUUAGAAUCGGAAAGCAAGCGUUAUGCGUGUUUGGAGGGCUCCUCAUCUGAGGUUGUAUCUAUCAUUCGUGAUAUUGCAGCAGAGUUUGAUUGCUCGGAAUCGGACCUCGGUGGUCUUCAGGUUGCACAGUGUCUUAAACGUCAAGUUAAGGAUUUAUUAGCAGUAUUUCCAUGGCUUCGAUCGUGGAGAAGCAGGGAACGGCCUCCUGUUGAGUCAUACGGAGGGGCUAACCCUUAUCACAUUCUUCAUCUCAAGGAUUUAGAACUCAAGGAAAAAGUCGACAAGUUAGAGGCAACCACGUCUUUUAUCAACGAUUUGGGUAUUGAACUAAAAGACUUGAAGGAGGAGAGAGCGCGACUUCGUGCAGAAUUGGAAUGCAAAAAUCUCCUUAUUCGAAAGCUUCGUGAAGAGGGGGCUGAGAAGAGCAUUCAAAUCGACCGAUAUAGGGCAACCUUCGAUGCCCUUUUCGAACCAAGUACCGCAGCUAACUUCGCGAAACGAGUUGCGGAGCAAUACCGACGUUACAAACGCAAAUCGUCUUUUAAGAGUACAUUAGAGCCAGCGGCUUCUACUGAUACUAUGUCAUCCGAAGUAACCUCGAACGUUCCCAGUUGUCAGCACUCGCGUUUCGAGGCUGUUCCUUGUACUACCUUUAUGCCUCUGCCUAAAUCUUUCCCUACGAAGAUGCCUGGUCGUGACAAAGAAAAUGUUUCCAACAAUGUGGAAUCCAGCACGCUGAAUUUAACGUCGGCUAGCCUUGAGCGGCAAAUUAGCUUUGAACGUGGCACGGAACAAACUGUCGCUAAACCUCUGAACACUCCCCCAACGAAGACUGAUUUGAAGCGCAUCAGAUUGGAUGAGGCUCGAAAUCCUAUCUCCAAGACUAUGCACAAGCGAGUAUACCGGUUCAGUCAGAAGAAUGACUUCAGAUCGUCGAAGAUGAGUGCUUCGUAG